Neogale vison (American mink) is the source of this 1129-nucleotide messenger RNA. Its product is annotated as signal-regulatory protein beta-1-like. Gene Ontology annotation, biological process: positive regulation of T cell activation; positive regulation of phagocytosis. Bases 44 to 949 code for a protein of 301 amino acids. The record is from RefSeq and is a predicted model, not a curated record. The transcript has 5 exons. Gene Ontology annotation, cellular component: plasma membrane. Lineage: Eukaryota; Metazoa; Chordata; Mammalia; Carnivora; Mustelidae.
UAGUACACACAUUUGCAGAAAGCGGGACCCUCAGGCCUUCUCAAUGUGGGUCCCUGCCUCUAGACCCUGCCCUCCUCCUCACCUGCUGCUGGCUCUGCUGUUGGGACUCACAGGUGUGGCCGGUGAGGCAGGGUUGCAGGUGAUCCAGCCUGACAAGUCAGUGUCUGUCACAGCUGGACAGACAGCCUCUCUGCGCUGCACCAUGACCUCCCUGCUCCCCACAGGGCCUGUUCAGUGGUUCAGGGGGACAGGGCCAGGCCGGGAGUUAAUCUUCAGUUACAAAGGAGGCCACUUCCCCCGAGUAACAAAUGCUUCAGACACCACAAGGAGAAACAACAUGGACUUUUCCAUCCGCAUCAGUAACAUCACCCCAGCAGACACCGGAACCUACUACUGUGUGAAGUUCCUGAAAGGGACCCCUGAUGUGGAGUUUAAGUCUGGACCAGGCACCCAGGUCACUGUGAGCAGUGUGGCCGGUGAGGCAGAGCUGCAGGUGAUCCAGCCUGACAAGUCAGUGUCUGUCACAGCUGGACAGACAGCCACUCUGCGCUGCACCCUGACCUCCCUGCUCCCCACAGGGCCUGUUCAGUGGUUCAGGGGGACAGGGUCAGGCCAGGAGUUAAUCUUCAGUUACAAAGGAGGCCACUUCCCCCGAGUAACAAAUGCUUCAGACACCACAAGGAGAAACAACACGGACUUUUCCAUCCGCAUCAGUAACAUCUCCCCAGCAGACACCGGAAUCUACUACUGUGUGAAGUUCCAGAAAGGGACCCCUGAUGUGGAGUUUAAGUCUGGACCAGGCACUCUGGUCACUGUGAGCGAGUUGAGGCCAUCUACUCCAAUCCUGAUAGCUGUCACCCUGGGCCCGAAGCUGCUGCUGCUCAUCAUUGUCUCUGCCAUCUAUGUCCACAAGAAGCGAGGGCCUGAUUGUGUCUCAAGAAUAAAAUAGCACCAAGAACAUAAGAGACUCAUGAGGAACAUUUCUGGAAUGAUGAGCAAAUAAUCAACUGUGAACAUGGGUACCACAGCUCCUCCCUUCCUCCCCUACUAUAUGCCACCCUCAGUCUCUGCUCCUUCCAUCCUUGAGGGGCCAAGCCAAAGACAAGGAACAAUGAGAAGCUUCCCCAAC